Messenger RNA from Lepus europaeus (European hare), 519 nucleotides. Its product is annotated as mitochondrial import inner membrane translocase subunit TIM14-like. The coding region runs from base 1 to 519 and encodes 172 amino acids. Gene Ontology annotation, molecular function: ATPase activator activity. NCBI's taxonomy places the organism in Eukaryota, Metazoa, Chordata, Mammalia, Lagomorpha, Leporidae. Gene Ontology annotation, biological process: protein import into mitochondrial matrix. The record is from RefSeq and is a predicted model, not a curated record. Gene Ontology annotation, cellular component: PAM complex, Tim23 associated import motor. The transcript has 2 exons.
AUGUUGCUCUCGCCCGCUCUCCAGCAGUCCGAGGAGCUGGACCCCGAACCCGCCGUCCCGGCCUCUCCGGAGUGGGUGAGCCGCGGCCGUCUUCCAGCCUCUGUGCCGCUCAUCUUGCUGCUGCUGUGGGAUCUCGGAGCUCGGGAAGCAAAGUUGUCCAAAAGUUGUCCAGAAGUGAUGGAUGCAGUAGCGGUCGGAUUGACCAUUGCUGCUGCAGGAUUUGCAGGCCGUUAUGUGUUGCAAGCUAUGAAGCAUAUGGAGCCAGGUCUUCAAAGUCUCCCGAAAUCGGCCUUCAGUGGCGGCGAUUACAGAGGGGGGUUUGAACCCAAAACGACAAAACGAGCAGCAUUAAUACCAGGUGUAAGCCCUACUGCCAACAAAGGAAAAAUAAGAGAUGCACAUCGAGGAAUUAUGCUUUUAAAUCACCCAGACAAGGGAGGAUCUCCUAAUACAGCAGCCAAAAUCAGGGAAGCUAAAGAUUUACUAAAGGUCAAGCUAAAACAUGAAGUAACUACAUGA